AGUGCCCUGGGUAUUAUGUCACAGUCUAGCUGGGGAGGAGGGCUGGAGUUUAUUAGGGAAACGCCUGUGUACAAAGUACUAAACAAUAAUUCCUCGCUCCCUGAAACUUGACCCAGCAAGCUCAUAACUAUCAAGCUUUCCCUUGAUUUAUAGCCAUCACCAGGCUGUCCUAGGAAAGGCUUGUGGUCUGAGUUUUGCAUUGUUUGUAUGAUAUCAAGAAUACAACUUUGUGCUGGCUGAAAGGUAACAUUUUAUCUGGAAUAGUACUCUGAUUUUUGACACUAAUGGCCUUAAAUAAGAUGGAGAGUUUGAAAUUUGAUGGAACAGAGCGCCUAGCUGUGGACUAUGUGAAGGGAAUUCUUCAACCCAAGCCCACCUGUGACAUCUGGGAUCAGAUCUGGGACUUCCAAGCCAAGCCUGAUGAUCUGCUUAUUUCUACCUAUCCUAAAGCUGGAACAACAUGGACUCAGGAGAUAGUGGACUUGAUACAAAAUGAAGGUGAUGUUGACAAAAGUCACCGAGCACCUACUCACGUACGAUUUCCUUUCAUCGAAAUGAUAAUCCCAUUCAUUGGAUCUGGUUUGGAACAAGCUAAUGCAAUGCCCUCACCACGGACCCUGAAAACACAUCUUCCCAUCCACUUGCUGCCACCAUCCUUCCUAGAGAAAAACUGUAAGAUAAUCUAUGUAGCAAGAAAUCCCAAGGACAAUAUGGUGUCUUAUUACCAUUUCCAAAGGAUGAAUAAAUCACUCCCUGAUCCAGGAACCUGGGAAGAGUAUUUUGAGAGUUUUCUGGCUGGAAAAGUAUGCUGGGGUUCUUGGUAUGACCAUGUGAAAGGAUGGUGGGAUGCCAAAGACCAACACCGUAUUCUCUACCUCUUCUAUGAGGACCUGAAGAUGAACCCAAAGCAUGAAAUUCAGAAGCUGGCAGAAUUCAUUGGAAAGAGCCUGGAUGAUAAAGUUCUAGAUAAAAUUAUCCAUCACACUUCAUUUGACAUUAUGAAGCAGAAUCCAAUGGCAAACUAUUCAUCAAUUCCUACUGAAAUCAUGAACCACUCUAUUUCUCCAUUCAUGAGAAAAGGGGAAGUUGGAGACUGGAAAAAUCACUUUACUGUGGCUGAGAAUGAGAGAUUUGAUGAAGACUAUAAGAAGAAAAUGGCUAAUACCAGUCUAACUUUCCACUUUCAAUUCUAGUAAGGAAGAAAACAAAGUUUUUUAGUCGAUUAUUUCUGGGUAAUAAUCAACAAAAGUUUUACUACCCAGACUACAUGACAUUGGAUCCAGGUUCUCAGACUAGUUGUUUAUUGUAUUUGCUUUUGUGCACUCUAAAAAAAAAGUGAUAGAGCUAGCAGAGCUUGGGUGCAAUGUAGGACGGUGAUGUGGCAAGAGGGAGGUUCAAUAAAUUAUUAGUUACAAACAUGGCAUCAUUGCUAAUUAUCAUUACACUUAAGUUUUCUACAGAUCAUGUGCUUGUUAACAUAUUAAAAAAUGCUUCAGUCCAUACAUAAGAAUACACUAAGUUUUAAGAUUAAGUGUUUGUUGAAGAUAACUUUUAAAUGCAGUAAUAAAAUGUGUAAAUAAUGACUAUUUCAUCCAGCAAUUUUUGGGAAGCCAAGUAACCGCCAAGUAACUCUGUUUCCCCAUGAAAUCUCCACUUCAAGGUUGUUUCUAUAUUUAAUCCCAUCUCUCACCACAACCUAUGUAUUUAACUGGACUCUCUUUUCCACCCACAACCAGUGCUAUAAUUCAGUCCUGGAGUCAUGUCUUGACUCACCUCCCUUCAAUGUCUCUAUGAUCAUAUUCUAAUAUAUUAGCAACAUCUGUCAGUUUUACCUCUGUGAAUCUCAUUUGUAUAGCCAUGCUUCUGGUUCAGAAACAUACUAUCUCUCGCCUAGACUAGUGUAAGCUUCCCAGCUCAUUUCUCUGUUCAUCACACAUCUGCCAAAGUUAUUUUCCUAUAGCAAGACUCUGAAUAUAUUUCUCUUUAGCUCUAAAUUCUUCAAUGAUUCUGAACUUUCACUACCUGAAAGAUAAAUCUCAAGCUUUUCAGCCAUGAAUUCCAAGGUAGCUAUAACCAUAUGCUAUAGUUAAUCACAUCCUCCAAACCAACUUUCCAGCUUGAUUUCAUCUUCUAAGCCACCUCCAUACUUCAGCAAACUAACCUGUUAGUCACUGAGCCCUGAUCACAUCCUGCAUGUUCCUAUCCUACUAGUUUCAUUUUCACCAUGCUUCCACCCAAAAUGUCCUUUCCUUUAUUUCUACCUAUCCAAAAAAUAUAACAGGCAUCAGUAACCAGCACGUGCCCUCCCAUCCCUCCCAUCUCUCCUAUUCCUGAAGAGAUUUUUGUUCUUCUGAAUCCUCUACACUUGGUGUAAUUCUUUUUUUAAUUAAGAUUAAAGUGUAUUCUAUUG
This is a messenger RNA of Hipposideros armiger (great roundleaf bat), 2410 nucleotides long. It is a transcript of the gene SULT1C4, whose product is annotated as sulfotransferase family 1C member 4. Gene Ontology annotation, molecular function: sulfotransferase activity. NCBI's taxonomy places the organism in Eukaryota, Metazoa, Chordata, Mammalia, Chiroptera, Hipposideridae. The transcript is spliced from 7 exons. The record is from RefSeq and is a predicted model, not a curated record. Bases 285 to 1193 code for a protein of 302 amino acids.